CUUAAGCAAGCACCGAACGCGACACCGGUUGCUGCAUGUCGACGCGGUCACGGUCAAUCGCAAACUGACGCACCUGUUGAACGGCGGAUGUCCUUUUUAUAUACUCCCUGCCUUUCACGAAAACGAAAUCAGAAAUUUCGCUUCUGCGGCGAUGGAGACUGUCCCGAUUGGGUGCUGGGUGAGAUUCACUCCAACCUGGCCCUUCUCACCACGAACCAGCUGAACGAUCUUGGGGAACAUACGGCAAAGUCAAUCCUUGGAGCGGAAAUACCGGAGAACGAAAUCAGCAAAAUCUACUCCAUCACAAAGGGUUCCAUGGAUGCACCGAAGGGCGGUAUCGCUUGUCUGAGAUUUCUGCUAACCAGUGCCUCCCGGUACAACAUGAACAGUGACGACUUCAGCACGGAACUGCAGCAGCUGGGACUGCCGAAGCAACACACGGUCAUCAUCUGUCGGUUGUUUGACGGCUACGUUCUGAAGAUACGGGCCAUGCUGCGGGAGAAAAGUUUAAGCAUCAAUCAGCUGGACACAUUUAGCUGCAGCAUUCCGAAGAAUACGAUCGACUGCAUUCAGCUGAAGAUUGGCAUACAGAACGAGCUCGUCGACGGGUUGCCAAAGAAAACGUCCCAUACGGUUAAUCUGAAUCGUAAUGAUGCGCUGCUGUUACUAAACGAGCUGAAAGCGGUCCGCGAUACGAUGGAGAGCUACAACUUUGAUAAAAAAUAUUCGACAGAAAAAUAA
Anopheles marshallii is the source of this 741-nucleotide messenger RNA. RefSeq names its product COMM domain-containing protein 4. The record is from RefSeq and is a predicted model, not a curated record. The transcript has 3 exons. The annotation marks the transcript as partial. Lineage: Eukaryota; Metazoa; Arthropoda; Insecta; Diptera; Culicidae.